UAACAACACGCCAGAUGCUAAUAAGCCAUUACGCGAUCGCAAACCCAUCGUUAUCCAUUGAAGAUAAGAUCCCAGCUCCCAAUUCGUAUACAUUACGUGUAAUCCACCAAAUCUUCCCUUUCAUUUCACACCCUCCUCCUCCUCCCAUAUUUAUCUCAAUCCCGAUUCCCCCUUUUGCUCCCUUUUUGUUUUCUCGCUAUCCAAACAGAAAUUCGAGUUAAAAGUGAACAAGAACUUUCUGGGUUACAACCAAAAAGGGUAUUUUUAGUUCAAUCUUCCAUUUGGGUUUUCACCGUUUGGUGUUUAUGUGCUGUGGCUUGAAUGAUUUCGUCAAGAAACAAACAAAGUUUUCGUUAUCACAUCUAUCCACUUGCUGUUCUUGUUGUUGAUGGGUUUUAGUCUGGCUUUCCAAUCCAAUCAUAGCCCCCCUUUUCUUUGAUUUAUCCAUUGCCCUCGACUCUUUCAACAAAAGCGUUGUUGGGCUUUCUUUUCCUUGAGAGGUUUUUGCGUUUUUGAUCGAAGAACUAUGAUGCAACGACAGCAGCGAGAUGGGGGGGAAUCGAGUGUUUUCUACGAGCUUUCUUCUCUUGUUAUGAACAUUCUCCGAACUCCUCCGUCGUCGAUUCCGUUUUCCGAUCACUCGCCGGUGGUGUCAACCGCAUCAUCGUCGCGACGGACGAUUCCAGCGCAGAUAACUCCGGCGGGGUUUGCGUCGCUACUUUUAGGAAUUUCUCUGGCUCUGAUGCUCUGUGGAUCAGUUACCUUCUUCAUCGGCUUCAUGAUGAUGCCUUGGGUUAUUGGAUUGGUUAUGUUUUUCUAUGUCGCCGCGGUGGUUUCAUGUCUCUCCAUGAUUGGACGCUCGAUUAUCUGCUACGCCACGGCUCCGCCUAGAAAGGAUAUUCCAGGACCACGCUCACUUAUUCUGCUAAGCCAUGGCCCACCAUUGGACUAACUUUGAGAAAGAAGUAGGCUUUAAACUAGGACUUGAACCUAAAACUUUGGAGGCUUUUCCCAAACUUUCCCAAUCAUGUACUAUUAGACCCACCAAACUUGUCAAGCCAUUGGCUGAGCAUUUGAAAAUCCGAAAACGAAAAGGUCGUUGUGAGAAAUGAGAAUGCCCAACUCUAAUUGCUUUGUUGGGGUUAAUUUUCUUUUUCAUUCACCCUCCACAACUUGCACAUGGGGAUCCAUUAAUAUGCUAGAGCUUUGUAUGCUUUGCAACUUCAAAUGAAGGUUGGAUCAUUAUGAAGAAUGGCUUGUAAGGGAUCCGAAGAUGGUAGUAUCAAAAUCCAUGGACAUGUAGAUACUAGAAUCUUCAGGAAAUGUCAACAUCAAUACUAAAAGAAAAAAUGAAGAUAGCUCCUCUUUGGUGUAUAAUUCAGAAUUUUGGGAUAUGUAUUUUGUUCCUACUCCAAAAUGGAGACCGAUUUUUUCAUCUUUGUUUGUGACCUCGUGUGCUGUUUGUAGCUUUUCAUAGUUUCAUUCAAAUGUCUUGCAAAUGAAAAUGGAAAACUCAGAAGUUUUAAACAUAAAUGACUUCAACCAAGGACUCGUUUACUUCUAAAUAAUUUCAUGCGCAAUCUUGGGUGUCAAAGAAUAACAGAUAUGGCUGUUUUCUGAAAAAGCCGUCUGUUAGAAAGUGUUGCCUGAAGUAAAAGCUUCAAUUUUAAUUCAAUGCUUUAUUUCCGAACGUAAUUGUUAAUUAGUUUAGCAUUUGUAGAGUCAUGUAGGACUAGCCUUGAUUACCUUUUUCCUAUCCAUACAAUGCUGUUCAAUCAGCAACCAGUUCAUCCAUCGUUCUCAUUUCUUGUUUGCUACGAAUUUAGAAUUUCUUAACUCAAAUUUCCCAUCUACUUUGUGGCUGCAGCUUGGAAACUAAUGUGAAGAGGUACAUGAUGAUGGAAAAUGGAAAUAAAAAAAAUGUUGUUUACGUGGCAGUGGGCAGCUCUAUUUCCUUGGUGCUGCCUUGCUGGGUGGCUUUCUUCUAAACUCGACGAGGAAGAAGUGUUUGUUAAUAUUAUAUUUUCAUACCAUACUGGAUCCUGUUGAUAUUGUUUCUGUUAAUUUGAAAGGAGCAAAAUGUUGGAAGGUUUAAGAAUAUGAUAAGGAAAUGCAAGAUGUGGGGGACUUAAUUCCAUUUCAUUUCCUCCUCUUACCCUUAGGCCAUCAUCCAUACCUUUUGAGGUAAAUCUGUAUUGAUUAUAGAAGAAAAUUAGCUGUUAGGUUCUCAAAUAUGAAUUCAAGAACUAUGUUCCCCUCCCCCAUAUUGUCUUUUCCUUCUCAAUAUCUUCUUCAAAAACAUUACUGAAUACUCUAAUAUCUCGAGCCUUGCCCUGCUUGGUUCAAGGUUCGUGUUGUUUUCGCCGUAGAGCGGUCUGGGUCCUGAGAUGAAAAAACUUUAGAGAAGAGAUGUUACGUUUCUCUUCUUUAAUAGAAAUAGAGUUGUGAACAUUCUAUCAUUUGAAGAUGAGAGAGUUACUUAUAAUGGGUAAAAUCAUAUUAUUGUAGCUGUUUCCUUAAACUAUAGUUUGGGUUUGUAUAUUUUGUAUAUUAUAGUGGUAAAAUGGACAACUAGUCUCAGAAUUGAUUCUGCUUCAGCUUU
Messenger RNA from Cucumis melo (muskmelon), 2602 nucleotides. RefSeq lists its product as uncharacterized. Bases 527 to 952 code for a protein of 141 amino acids. The record is from RefSeq and is a predicted model, not a curated record. The transcript has 2 exons. Lineage: Eukaryota; Viridiplantae; Streptophyta; Magnoliopsida; Cucurbitales; Cucurbitaceae.